ACAAGCCUGCUAAGGAUAUAAUUUUUAAAGAUAUUAUAGGAAGCAAGAUUAAACAAAUUAAAGAUUUAGAAGCAAAGGUAGAAGAAUUAGAAGAAAGAGUAAAGAUAGAACAGGAACAAGUUAAGGAAGUUAUAGCAGUUAGUGAAAAAUGA
This is a messenger RNA of Funneliformis geosporum, 152 nucleotides long. The record is from the annotation of a GenBank genome assembly. NCBI's taxonomy places the organism in Eukaryota, Fungi, Glomeromycota, Glomeromycetes, Glomerales, Glomeraceae.